CAACAUCUUCGCGUGUGGACGCGUCUACCCAAUUGAUCGCAUCCCGUCCUCUACCCACUUAAUGGAUUGCUGUAUAAAAGAGUAAUUGCGCCUUUCGUUCGCACUGCGUGCUGAUCGUGACAACAUGCUGCAGCUGUCUGGGUAACGAAAGAGGAACAACCAAAAACUGCCUAGGAAUAUGGCGCCUACAUCUCAUGGGAGAGCCAUGCUCACCGGUCGCGAAGCCUUCAGCAAUGGUGCCAUGGAUAGCAACGCCCCUCCGCCUUCGACUCUGGCUGCUCAGUUGGUCGAGAAUAUAUCGACGUCUGCUAGAUCGUCUCGCCCCGAUGAGACUGCAGAGUUGCAAAAAUUGUUCGCUGCUAUCGAGAAGGUUAAGAAUGAGCCUGGUCUGCUUACCUCGGAUCAAGAUAGGGUUGAGCAUAACCACAUGCUCAUCUACGUCUAUGCCCGUGUGGUGCUAGAGGGCCUUAAGUGGGACGAACCCUUUGCCAAUACUUCACAGCUGCGUUCUGAUGCCUUGAGGGCAAUUAAUUUUCUCAGGAUUACUGUCAACGAAACCCCGGAGGUCCUCCUUUUCACUGCUGGCACGGGCGCAUUUCUCUUCCGCGGUCCCGAGCCACUUUGGAUUUGGAUAUUUCCCAAGGUCCUUAAAAUGCUUGGGAACAGCGUAUGCUCGGAUUUGGGUGCCCCAAUUGAGCAGUUUUUCAGUGAAGUGUAUUUGGCAGCAGCUCGAUCAAAUAGCCUGUGGUCGCAUAUUCCACAGUUUUUGGCAUAUCUUCGUAGCACUUUUGAUGUUGUUCAAUCAUAUCUGACUGAGUUACCGUCGACAAGCCGGGAUCCUCUUCUGAAAUUGCGACUGCCUCAGGACAGUUUCCUGGAGUCUCUCGGUUACAGCCAGCUCCCACAUCUUCAGGAACAAUGCACUUACACUCUAGGGAAAGCAUCCCAUGCCCUACAGCAUGCUGCAGAUCUUUUAUCAGUUUUGUCCAUUCCUCUGUGGGAUUCUCAAUUGAGCCCCAGAGCCCCUCCAUUGUUUCAGGAAGCAAUUCCGUGGCUGGUGGAAGCUUCUCUACGUAUCAACAUCACAAGAAAUCGAUGGCAAAAGAUUCCUACUUCGUACCUGCCACGAUCCUUGCGAGAUGCGAUACGAAUUCUUGAUAAUAUGAAUCUCUUAGUAAAUACUGAGGGACUAGUCAAAGAGAAAAUCUACAUGCUCCUGGUUCACCUCUGCGUGGAUGUGCUUGUUCAGCGACAGGCAACAUCUGGCUUAGAAAGUAUGUCGAGUGUUGAUGAUACAUUGCUGAGUAUAGCCAUCGUAAAGAUAUCGGAAGCAUGUCUGUGGUCCCCAACUGUGUCUCGCCUUACAGCAUCUCAGAUACUUCCGAUAAUUGAGAAGCCAAUAAGCUACGACAGAAUUACACCUAAUGGGACCGAUUUGUGGAGGAGCCUGGAACUACUCCGGCGGGUGGCGCGAGAUCCCCCUCCAACAACCUUAGACCCUAUUAUGCAACCAGACAAGUUCCUCAAUAUCGACAUUCGACGCUAUGUCAAUGAGCUUACGGGGUCUUCGACACAAACUUUGGAUUUGGAACCUCGAUCGAAACGCAGAAAAACAGGCCGUCCACAAAUGCUCCCUAAAAUAACCAGCCUCUUGUGGGAACUUAUCGGAGCAGAGCCGCAAGACACACUCGCUUCCUACUCAAGUGCUAUUCAGUCGGCAUAUUCAGGCCUUUCCGAUUCAGACAAGAUUCGAGUCAUUCACCUGAUUGCAGAUGUAUGUUGUGCAGCUGACGAAACUCUCACAAUGACUGCUGGGGAUAAUCAGACAACGUCACGAUUUAGUUGUCCUGACUGCCAUACUCUGAGAACUAACCCCGAUGGGUCCACAUGUAUAGAUGUGAAAGCCAAAAAGCUUGCUACUGAGAUAUUUACCUGUCUAUUACAAACUGAAAGCUUCCCUGAGUCACGGAAACCGCGAGUAGCUGCAAUGGUAGCACUGAGACGUAUAGCCAAGCACUGUAACUCAUCAGAUUUCGUUGACAUGGAAGUCUCUUUCGCCGCGCAAUGGUGCUUGAAGUCACUGCAUAGCUCGCAGAGAGAAUUGCGUAUUGCUGCAGGACGAACGCUUGCCGUUUUUCUUGCUCAUCAUGAUCGUUCUGCUAUCAAAUAUUCUAUCAUACAGAAGAACAGAGGAAUCGCGCUCGGCAUCCUUAGGAAUCUCUCUGACCGAAACGAGGCAAAGUUUACGGAGUCAUGCAUUCUGGCUUGGUCUCACGUGUCAUUGGUGCUCUCCGAUGAUGAGUUGAUACUCGUUCUAGUCAAGCUUGUUGAAUACUUGGGCCAUCAAAGUGCAAUCACCUCGGCCGCUGCAUUCACAGAGAUCCUUCAAAUUGCACGCCAUCGCUCGGUCACUCCUAGGCAGUUAUUUGAUCUCUAUUGGAACUCAUUGGCCUAUCUAGCGAUUAGGGAUGUAAUCGCACAACCAAAACUCACUCGGCUCCUGGCGGAGAUUCAGGAUAUGACUGUUUCCCAGUUGCUUCUCCAUAUUCAGACAUAUGCUCUGCCAUACCUUGUUCUAAACAAGAAAAAAGAUGUUAUUCAGAUGAUUGCGGAAGUUCGCAACGAGACCGAGCCGUGGCAGCCUUGCCUCGACAAUGCUAAUCUCGGCCGCAUAUUAGCUCUCUUACUUACACAAGAAACGACAGAUAUUCAAGAGUAUACAAUGUCUUUAUUGAGGCAUAUCUCACCACAUUUUGAUGAAUUCGGCCUUGCCGACUUGCUUCAAAUCGAGCCCUUAGCUACCACUUUUCACAUCCUUAAAGCCGCGGCUGAUGCAGAUGAAAGUCGCAAGCCUCAGAUCCGUACCGCAUUGAACCAAAUGGCUAGUAUGAUUCUCAUCGCCAACGGAGAGUCGAGGAAGAAGAACCAUGCAACUGGCCGAUUUUUGCACCACCACGCUCUUGGUUUAAUGGCCCAGUUGACGGAUGUCAUAAAUGACGUGUCUAUUAUACGAGCUCCAUUCCAUGAGCGGCGACGGUGCAUUUCAGCCAUGGAAGAAAUGAUACGAAUAGGGAAAAACGAUGUUCGCAUCGCACGCCCGCAGAUCUCUGCUUGUAUACUUGCUGCAUUGUCGCGCGAUGAACUUCGCGAAGCGGCUUUUUCAUGUUGGGCUGCAAUGAUGUCCUUUUUUGAGGAAUCUGAAGUCGAUAUUCUCAUUGAGACAACAUUCUAUCUCAUUUACCAGUACUGGCCGGUUCUCGAGGAAAUCUCGCAGGAACUUGCCAAAGAUCUGAUUAAGUAUCUUUUGGAAAAACAGCAGCCUACGGUCAAGAAGUAUAUCAGCAAACUGCCAUCUUUCAGUCAUAUCAAGGAAUUGUCUGCUAUUGAGUCUAUGCUUAGUAAGCUGCGAUCUCCGGUAGAUAAUCACACUGCCUUUUUCAUGUUGACUGAAAGGUUACGCCAUGAAACCUCUGGAGUUGUUCUGUAUGCCUUGAGAGACCUUGCUGAAUACUUGCAAAGACAUCAAGGUUAUCUACAGGCGUCUGCAGUUAGUGAAAAGCCCGACUAUAUCGUCUCUAGCCUCGUUAGGGCACUCCUCAACUGCAUAUCAAGGUAUAAUGGAUUUGAUAGCGAAAUUACCGAACUCUGUGCUCAAUGCAUCGGUUUGGUCGGUUGCCUUGACCCAAAUCGUAUCGAAGCAGUUAGAAAGGAGAGCCGAAUUAUUCUGACAAGCAACUUUGAAGACUCAUCCCAGGUGACGGAGUUCGUCUUCUUCUUGCUAGAGAAAGUCCUAGUGAUCUCUUUCGUUAGUACUACGGACACUAGACUGCAAGGCUUUUUGUCUUACGCCAUCCAAGAACUUCUCGAGAGAGGUGACAUUGCAGAAGCGGUCAAGAUGGAAGGACUUGGGAAGGGCGAGGUCGUGUACAGGAGGUGGUGCUCUGUUUCACAGAGUGCACAGGAGAUCUUGACUCCCUUUCUAACGUCAAGAUAUAGGCUCAUGCCUAUGAGCCAACAAAAGAUCGAAUACCCCAUAUUUGGCCCAGGAAAGACUUAUGGAAAUUGGAUGAGGAACCUCACUCUUGAUUGCCUGCGAAGACCCCAAAACCCAGUUGCGAUGCUUUUAUUCGAGCCUCUGUGUCGAUUGAUUCGAGUGAAAGAUCUGUCAAUCGCCGAAUUCCUUUUCCCCUAUUUAAUCGUACACAUGAUUCUCGGCGAGGAGAUUAAGGAACAAGAACGGACUGCUGUGCUUCAAGAGUUACUCAAUGUUUUGCAGUAUGAAGUUCCGGCGGAGGCGUCAUACGCCGAAAGGGAGGAUAGGAAGCUGUAUUGUGAGGCCAUCUUCCGCUUCCUCGAUUAUGCUAUGCGCUGGAUUCAUCUGAAACGAAUGUCAUCUAACCAGUCCUCUGGAGACACUGCUAGCAUAGAGAAAGUGGCGAACUACCUAGCAUCAUUCCCAGCGGAGCUGAUAUCUCAACGAGCAAUAGACUGCUCUGCAUAUUCUCGCGCCCUAUUUCAUCUGGAGCAACAUAUCCGUCAAGUUGACGAGUCCAAAAACAGUGUCCAUGACAGAGAUCGAUUGAUUCAGCGAGUUCAGGAUAUUUACACACAGAUUGAUGAACCAGACGGGCUGGAGGGUAUAUCAGCACACCUUCACGUACUUGACAUUGAACAGCAAGUUUUAAGUCAUCGAAAGGCUGGCAGAUGGGCUGCAGCUCAAACUUGGUACGAAAUCAAACUUGCCGAAGAACCAGACAAUAUAGACGUACAGAUAGAUCUGCUCACUUGCCUAAAGGAAUCAGGACAACAUGAUGUCCUGUUGAACUAUGUCGAAGGCAUCGAGAAGCAUACGGCUGUUGCAACCAUCAAUCGCAUUGUACCAUAUGCGGUUGAGGCUGCUUGGACAACUGGCAGGUGGCUGACAAUGCAAAAGUUUCUCAGCAAAUACCAAGGAGAUCCGUCAGAAGACUUCAACGUGUCCAUAGCCCAAACAUUGUUGUAUCUUCGCCAGGGAUUGACAAAGGAGUUUUUCCAGACUAUGAAGACUAUUCGAGGUAGAGUCGGCUCGUCCAUGACCUCCUCGACAACUGCAUCGCUACACGCUUGUCAUGAGCCCAUACUGAGAGCUCAUGUACUGACUGAUCUCGAACUCAUUGCUGGUGUAAAUAACGAUGGAGACCAACACCCUCAGGAUAUUCUCAAAUCGCUUGGCCGACGACUAGAGGUGCUCGGCUCUUAUGUGAAUGACAAACAAUAUGUCUUGAGUAUUCGUCGAGCGGCCAUGGAACUAUCGCGACCACGCUUUGGCGACAUGGACAUAUCGGCGCUCUGGCUUUCUAGUGCUCGACUAGCAAGGAAGGCUAAUAGCAUGCACCAAUCAUUUAAUGCUGUUCUUCGUGCUUCACAACUCGGCGACGAGUCAGCUACGAUAGAGAAUGCUCGUCUUCUAUGGAAGGAAGGGCAUAACAGGAAAGCUAUACAAACACUCCAAGGUGCUAUCGAUAGCAAAGUUUUCUCUCAAUAUAGCUUUAGUGAGCACGAUGCUUCCGAAAGGAACAUUGGCUCACAGCAGAACAUGUUGACCGCUCAAGCAAAGUUAUUGCUCGCAAAAUGGCUUGAUACUGCAGGCCAGACCAAUGCUUCAGCUUUGAGAGAGCAGUAUCGAGCAAUACCCCAAAUAUUUGGUCAAUGGGAAAAGGGUCAUUAUUAUGUUGGUCGGCACUACAAAAAGGUUUUGGAGUCUGAAAGAGCCUUGAAGCCGGAUGAUCAGACUGACGAAUAUCUCACGGGAGAGGUUGCAAAACUCGUGAUCGAGAAUUACUUGAGGUCUCUCAGUUAUGGCACCAAAUACUUGUAUCAGACUCUGCCCCGCAUUUUGACUUUAUGGCUCGAUCUUGGUGCUCAAAUUGACAAAGCGCCCGAAGGGAAGGUGUCUCUCUCACGAGAGCUUCUCCAUCGUCGAAAGAAGCAACUCGAGGCCUUGCAUGAUAUCCUACGCAAGCAUGUCAGCCGUCUACCUGCAUACAUCUUCUACACAACGUUGCCUCAACUCGUCGCGCGGAUAGCGCAUCCUCACUCGGAAGUUUUCAGGGUGCUACAGGCGAUCAUACUCAAGGUUGUUGAAGCAUUUCCUAGACAAGCCUUGUGGAGUCUCUUCGCUAUCAUGACUACCAAACAGGCUUCUUCAGAGCGCAGGGCGCGAGGCCAGCAGAUCCUACUUCACGUGAAAGAUCGUAACAUCAAAGUGGAAGCUGGCGCCUUCAGUCUCCCUUCGCUACUACGUAAAGGAGAGAGAUUAGCGGAUCAACUCCUCCUAGCUUGUAACAACGGCGAUUUCCAAAGCAAUCGAACAACAAUGGCCAGCAUUACCCGAGAUUUGCACUUUAACCACAAAUGCACGCCCUGCCCUCUAGUCGUCCCCGUCGAAACGUGUCUCACAGCGACGCUUCCCACACUAACUGAUAACUCAAAACGGCAUAAGGCGUUCUCUGGGGAUGUCAUUACAAUUGACUCAUUUCUUGAUGAGGUUUUGGUUCUCAAUUCCCUUGCGAAACCUCGGAAACUCACAGCUCGCGGCUCAAAUGGUGUCAAUUAUGGACUUUUAAUUAAGCCCAAGGAUGACCUUCGUACCGACCAGCGGCUAAUGGAGUUCAACGGUAUAAUCAACCGAUCGCUAAAGCGGGAUGCAGAGUCGAGCCGACGGCAGCUAUAUGUUCGAACCUACGCAGUUACGCCACUCAACGAGGAAUGCGGUAUCAUUGAAUGGGUGGAAGGUCUUAAGACACUGCGUGAUAUACUCUUGACUAUCUACCGUUCGCGUGGAAUCGUUCCCGAUUAUCGUGCUCUGCAGGAAAUGAUGAAGAAUGCCGCCACAGGGGAUAAGAACACCAAAAUAUUUACGGACGGUGUACUGGGCAUGUUCCCACCAGUGCUACCCAAUUGGUUCAUAUCACAGUUUCCCAACCCGUCCGCUUGGUUCACAGCCAGGCUCAGGUAUACUCGGUCUUGCGCCGUCAUGUCGAUGGUUGGGACAAUUUUGGGACUGGGCGACCGUCACGGCGAGAAUGUAUUGUUUGAAGAAGGCAACGGCGGUAUUUUCCACGUCGACUUUAACUGUCUCUUUGACAAAGGUCUUACCUUUGCGCAACCCGAACGAGUACCAUUCCGACUCACGCACAACAUGGUGGCCGCGAUGGGCAUAUAUGGAUAUGAAGGGCCUUUUAGGAAGUGUUCGGAAUUGACGCUGAGCAUUCUUCGACAGCAGGAAGAGACACUCAUGACCAUCUUGGAGGCGUUUAUCUACGAUCCCACUUUGGAUCUUCAAAAAGACAAGCGUAAAAAGCAUGAGGUGGUACGACUCAACCCACAGAGUGUGGUACAGAGCAUCAAGAGGAAAGUCCAGGGUUUGCUUCCCGACGAGAGCAUUCCGCUUGGUGUGGAGGGACAGGUUGAUGAACUUAUUAAGCAGGCGGUUGACCCGAAGAACCUUUCAGCCAUGUACAUUGGGUGGUGUCCGUUCCUUUAGGGACUUGGUAAGGUUACAUUAGCUGGUAUACUGCAUAUAAAAGGAUUCGAGGGUUUUAGAACGCCUCGAUGACUAGAGUUCGGCCAGCCCCAAUAUAUUGUGCUCAAGGUAGGGGACAGACUAAGAAUGUAAUGUGAAAUAUGAUAAAGAUAAUGCCAAUUCAUUUUUUCUUAUACCCACAUAUACCUACCGUCCAGUGUCUGC
Molecule: messenger RNA, 7729 nt
Organism: Xylaria bambusicola
Lineage: Eukaryota; Fungi; Ascomycota; Sordariomycetes; Xylariales; Xylariaceae
Product: phosphatidylinositol 3
Exons: 12
Coding region: 179-7525 (2448 amino acids)
Biological process (GO): telomere maintenance; DNA damage checkpoint signaling; protein phosphorylation
Cellular component (GO): nucleus
Molecular function (GO): protein binding; protein serine/threonine kinase activity
Source: RefSeq, a predicted model, not a curated record